UCCUUAGUCCUAUGAAAAAAUAAGAAUAUUUAUAUUUUGUUGUUGCCUUGUAGAGAAAGAGCUAGAAGGGAAUCCUGCUAAAAUGAGGGAGUAUGUGAUGAGCAAGGUCGGAAUCAUACCUGAUAAAGUAAGACAUGUCAUUGAAAGCACAGAAACGGAUGCCAUUCUAUCAUCUCCAUUAAGAUAUAGGCGUCCUUGGGAGCUUCUAUGGGGCAACAUUAGCAAAGGCAAUGUUUGUGUGGCCGGUGACGCCCUCCAUCCCACGACGCCAGACCUUGGCCAAGGCGGCUGUGCUGCGCUAGAAGACGGUGUCGUCUUAGCCAGGUGUCUCGGCGAGGCCUUGUUGAAAAGCAAAGGCCAGAAAGGGAAAGCUAAAGGUGAAGAAGGAGAAGAGGAAUACAAGAACGUCGAAAAGGGGUUGAAGAAGUAUGCAAGUGAGAGGAGAUGGAGGAGCUUUGACCUCAUUGCUACCGCCUAUGUUGUUGGUUUUAUACAAGAGAGUAAUGGGAAAGUUAUAAGCUUUUUGAGGGACAAAUUUUUGGCUCCCAUAAUGGCUGGUUUGCUGCUGAAGAAGGCUGAUUUUGAUUGUGGGAAGCUCAACAUUCCUUAGAUUCAACUUCAUGUAUCAAAACGUGCUCUCUAGAGAUGUACGGUAGGAAAUCAAUUCCCAUUUCCAAGUUAAAUCUUCUUUUUUUCCGUACUCAUUGAUAAAGAGACAGGUUUUACAUAGGUGUUUGUCAAUUUAUAACCACACGUUGAUAAAAGAGCACGUUUUCAAGUGCUAAGUUUAAGAGGACGUUUGGUUUAUGUAUUCAGAAUCAUGAUUCAUAACCAUUCUCGUUUU
Molecule: messenger RNA, 844 nt
Organism: Morus notabilis
Lineage: Eukaryota; Viridiplantae; Streptophyta; Magnoliopsida; Rosales; Moraceae
Product: monooxygenase 2-like
Exons: 1
Coding region: 83-610 (175 amino acids)
Molecular function (GO): FAD binding
Source: RefSeq, a predicted model, not a curated record